Molecule: messenger RNA, 7952 nt
Organism: Miniopterus natalensis
Lineage: Eukaryota; Metazoa; Chordata; Mammalia; Chiroptera; Miniopteridae
Source: RefSeq, a predicted model, not a curated record
CCCUCCAGUGCGCAGACCGAUGCUCUAAUCACUGACCCACACUGGCCAGAGCCAGUUUCACUUAUUUUUCACUGUUUAUGUAAGCUACUAAAUUGUUUGGCUUUGCUUUUGUAUUAGAUAGAAGCAUUAAGACAGUGUUAAAGGAUGGUAGUCAUAACUAGCACCUCUAUCGAGUUCCUGAUUUUAAUUAAAAUGGUUUUUAUUUUUCAGUCUUUUGUAUAGCAUCCUGUUCAGUUUUUUUUUUUUUUUGGUAAAUAACUUUUUAUUUUACUUAAGUGAUUUUCUUCUAUCUCUGGCUUUGAGUUUUUAUUAGGAAUGUCUACUGAAUUUCGUCAAGUUUAUUCAGCACUUAAUGUGAUUUGCCUUAAUUUGUUGAUAGAGUAGAAUAUUUAACAGGAAAUGGUUAAAUAUUGGCAGUUUCAUCAGUUAUAGUCUCAUUCUGUAAGAACUUUUAACUGGGGCUCUGAGGGUUCAUUUUGAGUUAAAUUGGGUACCAAUGACUGUCUUAAGGAAUGUUGUUGUGAUGACAUGAGAACUGAGCCCCAGGAGGCAGGUGACUUAAUCUGCCAUUAUCCAUUUAGUUGAGGCCCUGGGUCCUCCCAGUUUGCGGCCUGGCUUUUUUGUUAAGGACAUGUUACAUAUUAUUUUGCCUGUGUUUUUUUAAAACCCAAUUAAAUAAUACAUAGAAAUAGUACAUAGAAAUUGGGAUAUUCAUAAAAUAAGGAAAACCAUAAAGAAGAAGGAAAAAAAUCACUUGUAAUCCAACCAUCAGUGAAAAGUGGAGUUGAAUUUUAAUGUGUUGCCUUCCAGUCAUAUAUAUGCAUAAUGGUUAUUCUCUCUUUUAUAAAAAUCAAAUACAUCAUGAGCCUGCAUUAUUUUAAAAAGGAAAUGAAUGUAUAGAUUUUUGUGAGGACAUAGAUUUAUUGCCCCCAUUUAAAUAAUAAUUUGUCUCUUCUGAAGAAAAUGUUUUUCUUCAAAACAAAACAUUUAACUCUUGACUAGAUUUGAUAAAGUGUGGCUGUCAGGUUUUUUUUCUCUCUCUCAGUUUUCUAUAUGAAUAUUUUGAUCACACCUCCAAGAGUGGUUUUACUAAAAUAAAAACACACUUGGAAGACCUAUUAUUUUACUAAUGAUAGUAAUAUAACAGCUUGUAGUUUUAUUGCGUUUUUAUUUCAUUACCUCAAGAUAUCAGCCAAUUAUAUUUUUAUUGGCAUAACUAUCUAGUUCUAAACAUGAGUAACCUGGGAUAUAAAGACAAUAAGUUACAUGCCCAAAUUCACAAGGAGUUGGAAAAGCCUGAACUCCUGAGUUUGGCAAAUGCUUUCUCUAUUUAUUGAACUGUAACUCUCAGAAAUAAUUCCUUAUUUUCAUUUAAUAUUUAUUAAGCACUCAAAAUUGGGAUUCAAAAAUACAGUCUAUAACAAAUAGUUUGGCUGGAGGGCAAGUGUUUGAGGGGAUGUGGAAUAGUGGUAUCAGAUUGGAAAAGCAAUAGAGAGCCAUUGACUCUUCUUGAACGGUGGAGUACCAUAAUAAAGUAUGUGGUACUGGAUAUUUAAUCAGGCAGAAAUAAAUAUGUUAGAAAAAUGAAUCAGACUAGAAGUCUAGAUGGUAUUUAAUGAUGGCCUAUAGUAAAGUAUUAAAAACUGAAGAGGAAGUGAAUUUGAGAGCUGUUGUAGAAAUAGAUUUCUAGGAAAUGGUGUCUAGGAACAGUACAUUGAGGGUGAGAGUGGUCAAGAUGAUUUCUAAGUUUCAUUCUUGAGUACCUAAAAUGUUGGGAAAAAAUAAGAGAGGCUUAUUUGCCACUGGUCUUUUUACGUUGCCACACUUUGCCACAUUUUCCAGUAAGACCUGUUAAAUAUGGCUGUCAGACUUAUUCUCAGUAUGCUUCUGAGUUUCUAUCCUUUGUAUAAUUGUAGUGCUUCAGACCUUAACAUGUAAUUAAUUGAGUUCUGAUUAUGAAUGGCCAUUUGCCUGCAAUGAGAAAGCAUGCGUGUGAAACAAAUAAAAAAUGCGUAUAUCUGGAGAUUCUUUAACAUUGCUCUUCGUUCCUUGGGAAAGUGCUACAAGGUGUAAUCCAGGUGUGCAGACCUGGAAUGCUUACAAAUACCAACAUUUGUUUAUUUUCUUUUACUCUACUGGGUCUGUAGAACUUUGUUUAGAAGGAUGAAUUGAAAAUCCAAAGACACCUGGAAGAAAAGACACUAAAAACACAUUUUCUAAUCAUCUGAAAAUUGUCAUCACUUAGAACAUUACCAGAACAGCCACAAGAAAAUUCCACUUUGCAUUGUUUUAAUUAGGCACAAAUAAGAUUCUGUAUUCUGUGAUACAAAGGCUGAUUGAUACCAUGCAACUUCCUGUAAUUUUCAAGCCUGGUGGAAAUGGUACCUUUACUUUUCCAUCUUUUGUUAAAUGUUUGUGUACUGAGUCUCAGCAAACUAGAAGUGAGACAUGGCAUCUCAAAACUAUGGGAUAGUGUUAAAUACAGGAAGAAUGUAAUUCCUCUUCUGUGUGUACACUAUGCAGUAUUCAGAAUGGGUGAGGUUCUCUUUAUUUUCGUCUUGAAAAACUGAUUUUUAAAUUUGCUUGUUGUUUUCAUCAUCUUUCUUAAUAUUGAUUAACACCCAGUGAAUCACAAGGGAAAAUUAAUGCUGAGUAUUUAACGUUUUAGCUAGAAAUUCUUGUGCUGCUGAAUUACGAUUCCUCAGUUGCUAUGCACUGUUAAUUCAUUUUCAUUCUUUAACAUUGCUCUUAGUUCCUUGGGAAAGAGCUACAAGAAAAUAGGAAUUUCCUCUCAGCAUUACCCCUCUGGCAGUGUGUUUCAGCCUAAUUCCCCGCUGGCACUCUGUUCCGGUUACUACCUCUUCUCCUUAUUAGCAGUUUGCGUUCUGUUCAUCUACCAAAAGGGGGGAUUCCAGACAGACGAGGAAACAGCUUUGAAACACUGUACUGCAGGCAUGUUCGGUUAUUCCCCCAUUGUGCCGUCUGGAAAUCAGGGAGCGCCUCUCUGGUGAUGAAUCCGAAUGAGCUGCUGAAGACGCCACACCAGUGUGUGUGCCUGCACAGGCAUUUUCUCUCCCCUCCCCCGCUGCUUCCCUUUCCCAAGCCCCCCUCUCCCUGUUUUCCCUCCUACUCCUUUAUCCCCUCCCUCUGUGUGUCGGUUCUGCAGUAAACCCGGCUGAGGCACAUUCCUGCUUUGCAAGGCUUUCUGUUAAGGAUGUUUUGUGGCUUUUGUUUGGAUUGCAGCAUGCAGAAUUACAGCUGUUCAGAGGAGACUCAUUACAACUCCUGCUGAAGCUCCUAAUUUUCUUCCCUUCUCUUCUGCCCCUACCCCAUACCCUCAUUGACCUGAAGACAUUGUACCCAGAAUUUGCCUUACUCUCCUGGCACUAUGUGUACCGUAAACCUGAUACUGUGGCCGCAUCUGGGACUGGCCAGACUGCUGCUGCUGGCUCUCCCUAUUCCAAGGACUUAAAGGGUGACUGCACUGCAGGCAAUGCAUCAGAGCAGCAGCAUCGCGAGCCUGGGGACUGAGGCUCCUUGGGCAUUAUUACAAACACACAGAGCUGACCGCAAUGACAGCAGCUGCUCCUUUGAACUGUUGGCAGUGGCCAAGCGGCAGCAUGAAGUGAGAGAUCACUCGUAAGCUCAAGAUGAACUCCACCUCGGAUGGUAAUCAGAGCAGCCACCCUUUUUGCCUCUUGGCAUUUGGCUAUUUGGAAACUGUUGAUCUUUGCCUUUUGGAAGUGUUGAUUAUUGUGUUUCUAACUGUAUUGAUUAUUUCUGGCAAUAUUAUUGUGAUUUUUGUAUUUCACUGUGCACCUUUGUUGAACCACCACACUACAAGUUAUUUUAUCCAGACUAUGGCGUAUGCUGACCUCUUGGUUGGGGUCAGCUGCCUGGUUCCUUCUUUAUCACUCCUCCACUACCCGCUUCCAGUAGAGGAGUCCUUGACUUGCCAGGUGUUUGGUUUUAUAGUAUCAGUUCUGAAGAGUGUCUCCAUGACCUCUCUGGCCUGUAUCAGCAUCGAUAGAUAUAUUGCCAUCACUAAACCUUUAAUCUAUAACACCCUGGUUACACCCUGGAGACUACGCCUGUGUAUUUUCCUGAUUUGGCUGUAUUCCACCCUGGUCUUUCUGCCUUCCUUUUUCCACUGGGGGAAACCUGGAUAUCAUGGAGAUGUGUUUCAGUGGUGUGCGGAGUCCUGGCACACCGACCCCUACUUCACCCUGUUCAUCGUGAUGAUGUUAUAUGCCCCAGCAGCCCUCAUUGUGUGCUUCACCUAUUUCAACAUCUUCCGCAUCUGCCAACAGCACACAAAGGAAAUCAGCGAAAGGCAAGCUCGGUUCAGCAGCCAGAGCGGGGAGACUGGGGAGGUGCAGGCCUGUCCUGACAAGCGGUAUGCCAUGGUCCUGUUCCGGAUUACUAGUGUGUUUUACAUCCUCUGGUUGCCGUACAUCAUCUACUUCUUGUUGGAGAGCUCCACUGGCCACAGCAACCGCUUCGCAUCCUUCUUGACCACCUGGCUUGCUAUUAGUAACAGUUUCUGCAACUGUGUCAUUUAUAGUCUCUCCAACAGUGUCUUCCAAAGGGGACUAAAGCGCCUCUCAGGGGCCAUGUGUACUUCUUGUGCAAGUCAGGUCAUAGCUAAGGACCCUUACACAGUUAGGAGCAAAGGCCCUCUUAAUGGAUGCCAUGUCUGAAGUGGUUCAUAUUGGGUCAUUGUGUGUGUGUGUGUGUGUCGGGAGGGGUGUCCUUUUUCUCUCUCUGUAUUCCUUGUUCACUAGAAAAUCUGGGACAAAAUCAUUUGACUCUAAGCAAUAGGAAACAAAUGAUCCAUCCAAAAAAACCUAAGUUUGCAGAAAUGAUUUUUUUCACAAAGUGCUUUUAAAUCAGAAGAAUCAGGACUGUGAAGAUAAAUUGCUCUUGGUUCCACAUUUUGUAAUGCAUGGCGAUGACGACAGUUCUCAGAUUUAAGAUGAAUAAAGUCGAAUCUCACACCUCUCCCUCCGGCUGGCAUGACUGAAGCGGGCUGUGAAGCGCGUCAGCAUUUUAAAAAGUCUUUGUUUUUAUGUUGCUUUUCUGGGUUCUUUCCGAUUGUUUGGGCUUCAUAUGCAAUUGAUUUAUUUAACAGGAAUAUUAAAAUAUACUAAUUCAUUAACAGGAUUUUAAAGUUUUGUUUAUGUAUGCCAAAGUGUAACACUGCAAGUUUCAGUACUGUCACUUAGAAAUCCAGAUGUUUGUCUUCCUCUCCUGAGAGCAUUCUCAGUACAGUGAAUUAUGUGAACACGUAAAUACUAACUUGAGAAUUCUGCAGUGAGCCAUGUCGCUGAAUGCAGUGAAAUACUAGACAGUUUGUGGAGAACUGAAACGUGGCUACUUUUCGUGCCAUGCUUUGUGGAGAUCUAAAGAAAUGUGUGCAUAGAAAGGGAUUCUGUUGCAGUAUUUUUGCCUGUGCCUUUGUGUAUGUGUGUACGGAGAAUGUUUGAAUUCAGUUAGAUUUCAUCUUUACAGUAAAAUGUACAUUUAACUAGUUUGUUUUUAAAAUAGAAGGGGAUUAAUUGAGAUGUUCUCUUUGUGAUUAAAUGGAAUCAACUAAUAAAAUAGCAACUAAUUCUUUUUCAAAGCAUUCUUUUAGUUAGUGUAAAGGAACCCACUUUUGUAUAAGAGGAGAAAUUCUGAUUUAUGUCUCUUAUUGUUCUCUUUUGGGAUACAGUUCUUUCCUUAAUAGCCUUUUUUUCCCUUUUUAAACCAAAGUACUAGCAAAAUCUAUAGGAUUUUAUUCUAUAGAAUUAUUGAGAAUCCUGUGCAUUUGUAUGUAGUAGUGAUGUUUUGUUCUUAAGUGAUUAUCUUUAGACAAGAGGUUUAUUUUCUAAGAGGAUAAAAGGAUUUCCCAGCAGCUCCAGGCAUGAGAGUAUUUCCCCUCCGUUUUACUAGUUUUAAUGUUUUGGAAGUAUUCAGGGGACUUACGUGCCUUUGGCUAGCAGUUGUCAUCUGAAUGUGACGGUGAUGUUCAGUGAGAUGGGAGAUGGAGGAACCCAAGGGAUGUGGGUGAAAGUAGAUUUUUUAAUCCAAGAAAGGAUAUGGGUAUUUAUAAAGUAGGCAGAUAUGCUUUGGUUUUCCUUCAUGAUAUGAGGAAACUUCCUACCCCUUUUAAAAUAGAGGGCAGUUGUAUGAUUUUAGGUUUUAGAUAUCGAUUUGAUUUUAACUUCAAAUGUGUUCUGUUAAAACUUUUUUAUUUUAAGUGAUUGAGUAAUCUAUAAAAUUUAAACUUGAGAUUCUGAGUACUUCCCCUAAACUUGCUUGCUCUUCAUAUUUAGUAUUAAAAAUUUUGAUUCUAAGUUGUUUCAAAAUUUAGAAUUCAUAUUCAAAUUACAAGUUAACAAUGUCUUUAAAUUGCCAUGUCAAGUGGAAAACCUUUUCUGUUGUGUUCUGAAAAACAGUUGUACACAUUUCUUCUUUAAGGAGCACAGUUCUAAAAAAACUUUUUUUUUUUUUCAUGUAUGCUGGGGAAUGUAACCUGUUCAAAUUUGCACUGUUUGCUUGAGAAUUUUUAGUUAUGCAGAUAUGGGAAUUUUAAAGAUUUGAUUUUUGUAGAAAAUUGAUGUUAAAUCAGUAGAUUUUACUUUUGGGGUGGCUGAGAGCCUUUUAAUCUUUCCCUCCAAUAGGGUUCCAUUUUGUGAGAAUGGAAAAGAGAAAAUUUCUGUUUAAUUUCCUGGAAAUGGCUAGUCAUGCUGGUCUUUUAGUGACUGGAAUGACAGCUCAGAAUAAGAACUUUUGUUAAUAGAUUUUUGCAUUUUUGUUUUAAUACCAAAUUUAGAUGUUAUUAGAGAGUGGUGGUUUUUUACAUUAGAAAUGUUAUCACUGUCUCAGUCUAAAACUAAAGUAGAAACUAAGUAGAUUGAGUAAUUUAAAGAAAAAUAAAGCUCCCAAACCCCUCACCGACUGACACUUGCUUAAAGUCAGAUUUUUUCCAGUUUACCUUUUCUUCAUUGGACUGUCUGUAUAAACUCUAAGAUUUCUUCUUCCAGGUAUCAGUUCUAUUCCCACGUUCAUUGUCUAUAUUGCUUUUUUAUUUUUAUUUUCCCAUGAGUAUGUGUGUAUGUUGGGGAAAGGGGACAUGCUUGAAUACACUCAUACAGUCUUCUGUGGCUGGAGGCAGUUUUUGUGUGAUACGUUUGGAGAGUUUAUAUUUAAGUAAUCUUUUCCUCCUGCCAUAUUUAAUGCAUCAUUUGAUGACGUUUGGGUUAAAUACCAAUCUAACUAGUUCAGAAUGAGAAAAAAGUAUAUUUUUAGACUCAGUUACCUUGGGCUUUGGCAAGACAGCAUGUUUAACUUUAUAUGGUAUAUGACUGAUAUCAGAGGCAGCAUGAGCUUUUGGUGAUUGUGUUGAAAUUAUUACAUAGUAUAUUUUAAAAUAAGAUCAUACUAAUUGUUGUAUUUGUAAAUUAGUUGUGUGGUUUUUAUAGAGUGAUUUAUUUCAGUGGAAGUAUAUUUUUUCCCUUAGAGCAGAAAAGCAAUUACAAAAGAACAAGUGCUCCCCUGUGAUGAAAGAACUGCCUUACGCCAGAAUGGAUAUUUGAAUUUUUCGUGGGCCUAUCGAAUCACCCUAAGUUCCAUUUUGGAAAGGGCUUUCUUUAGGGUUUACUGCUGGAUAAAUUCCUUUUUGAGCCUUUUACAGUGGCGUUUCCUUUUUACUUGAAUCAUAUUCACAGUGUUUUAAGGAUUGGAAAAACUUGAAUUUUUGUGCUAUAAAUGCUUUGUCCACCUCUUUCAACUUGAAGAUAAAGCAACAAGGUCGUAUGCUCUCAGAUAAUAGAGUGGUUUUUGAGAGCUUUCUAAUAAGCUUUUCAGGUUUGAUUUAAAAGUCUGCACAGUGGUUUUGUAGGAAAUGUUUUAAUUUCACUAUGUGUUUUUGUAUCAUAAAAGAUUUAUUAAAUAAAUUAUUGGCAAAC